Sporisorium graminicola is the source of this 1419-nucleotide messenger RNA. RefSeq lists its product as uncharacterized. Gene Ontology annotation, molecular function: chitin deacetylase activity. Gene Ontology annotation, cellular component: membrane. Gene Ontology annotation, biological process: carbohydrate metabolic process. The record is from RefSeq and is a predicted model, not a curated record. NCBI's taxonomy places the organism in Eukaryota, Fungi, Basidiomycota, Ustilaginomycetes, Ustilaginales, Ustilaginaceae. The transcript has a single exon. Bases 1 to 1419 code for a protein of 472 amino acids.
AUGCGUCUCACCACCCUUACUGUCGGAGCCAUGGCUCUGGCCGCUCCUCUGGUCUCCGCUUCCGGAUACCACGAGCGAGGCCUCGUCGACCCAAAGCACCACCCCGCCGGCCACCUGUUCGACAAGCGCGGAGAUGAGCACCACAGCCUCACCAAGCGUCAGCUCGCCUCCACCUCCAAGAACGGCAUGCCCUACCCACCCGCUGGCGCUGACCCGCCUCCCGCCAGCUCGCUCCCCAAAGCUUGGGUCGACCGCUACAACGCCAAAAAGGCUGCCGGUCUGAUCCCCAACAUCCCUCGAUCCAUCACCGACCCCAACACGCGUGCUACCGUCUACCCAGCCGGCACUGACAUGACCAACGUCUGUUCCUGGACCGUUCAGAAGUGCGACACGGGCGACAUCUGGCUGGCUCCAGACAACUACGUCGCCAUCACCUUUGACGAUGGUCCCACCCCGCAAUCGCCAGACCUGAUCAAGUAUCUCCAGGCACAAGGUACGAGCGCGACCCACUUCCUCAUUGGCAGCGCAAUUGUCUGGAACCCUACCGCCAUGGACCAGUACGUCAAGGCGGACCCUCCCAUGCAUCUCGGCGUUCACACCUGGUCGCACACUCUGCAGACGGGCAAGAGCGACCUCGAGAUUCUCGGUGAUCUGGGCUGGACGAUGCAGAUCAUCUACGACUUGACCGGAAGCGUGCCCAUGUACUGGCGUCCUCCUGAGGGCGAUGUCGACGCGCGUGUCCGCGCGAUUGCGACACAGGUGCUCGGUCUGCAGACCGUCAUGUGGAACAAGGAUGCCGAUGACUGGUGUCUGCGUCAGGGCAACGAUACUGCGCAGCUCACCACGUGCACCACCGGUGUUGGCGCGACCAAGCAGAGCGUCAUCAGGGAGAUGACCAGUUGGGCCAACUCGGGUAGCGACCGCACGGGAUUCAUCUCGCUCGAGCACGAGACUACCGACCAGGCCAUCGACUCGUUCAAGAGCUACCACCGCGCGCUCAAGCACAACAACUGGAACAUCGGGGCUGUCCCCGAGCUGCAGGGCUUGCCGUACUACCAGAACCAGUGGAACCUGACUUCCAAGAAGGAGGCCGUGGACAGCAUCUUGCCUACGCGUGAGCCCAUCAAUGUCGUCCACUCGGAUGCCCAGCGUGGUAGCUCCAGGGCUCCCGACACGAGCGCUUACGCUAAUUUGGAUGGAAGCGGUGCGAAUGCCAAGGCUUCGUCGUCGGCCAGUGCUGCUGUGGCCAGCGCCAGCACUGCUCGUCCUCUUGCUUCUUCUACUUCUGCCUCAACCAGCGGCUCGGGCGGCAGUGCAGCCUCCAAAGGCGGUCCGAACUCCGGUGCUGCUAGCCUCCUCACCGGCGCGUCGACCGUCAGCCUUGGCACCGUCGCUGCUGUCUUUGCUCUGAUGCUCUAA